Messenger RNA from Argiope bruennichi, 629 nucleotides. Its product is annotated as serine protease inhibitor swm-1-like. The record is from RefSeq and is a predicted model, not a curated record. The coding region runs from base 28 to 612 and encodes 194 amino acids. Lineage: Eukaryota; Metazoa; Arthropoda; Arachnida; Araneae; Araneidae. The transcript is spliced from 4 exons.
CCUGGUUAUUGCAAUCAACAGUUGAACAUGUGGCUGUACAACAUUAGGCACUUGCUGCUCUCUUUACUGGGAAUAACGGUCAGCCAAGAAAAACCAAAUACACUAAACUCGCAAUGCAGCUUGACCGUGACCAACGGGACAGUCUACUGCCAAGAUGACGGAAAUGAAAACAUCGCCUGUUUUGUUAUGUGCAAUGGAAUAUACCAAGGUCUCUACCACUGUUCUCGGGAUGAAGGUUGGACCGAGGAACUUCCACGUUGUGUUACAGAGUUUACAGGUUUAUCCAGUGUGGAAUCAUGCCAAAAGAACGAAGUGUACAGUGAGUGCCAGGGCCACUGUUAUAGGAGCUGUAGCAACAGCGAUAGGCCAGCCUCUUGCGCACAGGACAUUUGUGUGGGAGCCUGUGUCUGUGCAGACGGAUUCGCAAGAGAUACGGAGGGAACCUGUGUACCUGAGUCUACAUGCGCAGCUAGUAAACGGAUUAAUAAAGCAACCUCCAAACCCCCUUCAGCUGAAGAAAAUGCAUGCGAUGUCAUUGCUUGCAGGUUAACGUGCGGCUUGAUUGCGGGGAAACGUGGGGUAUGCAUCGACGACCAAUGCGAAUGCGAGUGAUGGAAAUUCGUCCUAAA